Hyposmocoma kahamanoa is the source of this 3223-nucleotide messenger RNA. RefSeq names its product ATP-binding cassette sub-family A member 3-like. The coding region runs from base 164 to 3223 and encodes 1019 amino acids. Gene Ontology annotation, cellular component: membrane; intracellular membrane-bounded organelle. The transcript is spliced from 17 exons. Gene Ontology annotation, biological process: lipid transport; transmembrane transport. The record is from RefSeq and is a predicted model, not a curated record. Gene Ontology annotation, molecular function: ABC-type transporter activity; ATP hydrolysis activity; lipid carrier activity. Lineage: Eukaryota; Metazoa; Arthropoda; Insecta; Lepidoptera; Cosmopterigidae.
AUCAUAUUCACUGCGUUUUCCAGACAGACCUCGCUUAAAUUCAUUUUUCGGCCAAGGCAGUCAGACUUGGUGUACAGAUUUGUUGUUUCCGUUUUUCACAUUUCCUGGUCCACGGUUUCCGUACGCUCACGAAGGAGGGGACGAGCCAGGAUAUACGAAUGAAAUGUUUAUAGCUGUUAUGCAUGUGAUGUCUAUGGAAUUAAUUGAGCGACGUACUGGCCAAAAUUUAUCUCCGUUUAUUGUGUACAUGAACAGAUACCCGCACCCCCCGUACGUAAAGGAUUAUGAGUUGAAAUCUUUGCAACUGGUAUUUCCAAUGUUUAUAAUGCUGAGUUUCAGUUAUACUGCUGUGAACAUUGUCAGGGCUAUUACCGUUGAAAAAGAAUUGCAAUUGAAGGAAGCAAUGAAAAUUAUGGGUCUACCUACAUGGUUACAUUGGGCGGCAUGGUUUUGCAAGCAGUUCAUUUAUCUCUUCUUUGUCGUAGUAUUUAUUGUUAUUAUCAUAAAGGUGCCAUGGUUUUGGACAAUGCAGGGCUACCGCGAGUUCGCAGUUUUCACGAUUACCCCGUGGGAUAUAUUGUUUAUGUUCCUGAUACUGUAUGCUAUAAGCACAAUAUUCUUUUGUUUCCUGAUGAGUGGCCUAUUUUCAAGAGCCAACACAGCGUCAUUGUUCACCGCUGUAUUCUGGUUUUUAACCUACAUACCGGCUUUCUUGGCGUCAGUGGAAGUGAGAAUGCCAAUAAUUGUACAGAUAAUCACUUGCCUCAGCCUCAACACUGCGAUGGCUCACGGGUUUUCGAUCCUAUUAUCCCAUGAGGGUGCUGGAGGUAUGCAAUGGGACACAUUUUUCUAUUCUCCAACAGAAGAAAGUCCUCGUCUUCUAUUCGGCCACAUAGUCAUAAUGAUGAUUGUUGACUCGAUUUUGUACAUGCUCUUGACCUUGUAUCUCGAGCAGAUUUUACCUGGACCCUUUGGUAGCCCGCAAAAGUGGAAUUUCAUAUUCGAUAAAAGUUACUGGAUGGGUAUCUCAGCGACAGAUGAUGCACCACUGAAAGGAUAUAGUAACGAAAACAUAAUCGUAAAAGAGGAGGACCCAAGUGGACAUACUGUUGGAGUAAAAAUAAAGAAUCUAACAAAAACGUAUGGUACAUUCACUGCAGUGAAUAAUUUGUCUCUCAACAUUUAUCAUGAUCAGAUUACUGUAUUACUUGGCCAUAACGGCGCUGGUAAAUCCACUACCAUUUCUAUGCUCACAGGAAACGUGCGUAUUACUCGAGGGUCAGUGACUGUGGGUGGCUACGAUAUUACCACACAGACAGUCAAAGCUCGAACCCAUUUGGGUCUGUGUCCACAACACAACGUAUUAUUUAAUGAGUUAACGGUUCAUGAGCACUUGGAGUUUUUCUCUAGAAUAAAAGGAUUAAAGGGACCGACCAUGUAUGCAGACAUAGAUACGACUAUCAAAAAAUUGGAAUUGGAAUCAAAGAGAAAUUACUCUUCUGCCGGGCUAUCGGGUGGACAGAAGCGACGGUUGCAAGUGGGAAUAGCACUCUGCGGUGGAACAACCGUCGUCUUGCUAGAUGAGCCGACGUCCGGUAUGGAUCCAGCUUCGAGACGAGCUCUUUGGGACUUGUUGCAGAAGGAAAAGAAGGGUCGAGCGAUGAUUCUAACAACUCAUUUCAUGGAUGAAGCGGACAUCCUCGGCGAUCGCGUCGCAAUAAUGUCAGCUGGUUGCCUCCAGUGCGUUGGUAGUCCUUACUUUUUGAAACAACAUUUCGGUGCGGGCUAUACUCUGGUUAUUGAGAAGUCAGAAUCCUUCGACGUUGACGCUUGUACUCAGCUAUUGAACAAAUAUAUUCCAAACACUGUUGUCAAAGAAGAUCGAGGCACCGAAGUUACUUAUGCUUUGUCAAACGAGUACGCCCACAUUUUCGAAGAAAUGCUGUCCGACUUGGAGAGAAACCAAAACAAUAUAAAGUUUGAUAGUUACGGGCUUGUUGCAACUACGCUUGAAGACGUUUUCAUGGCGGUGGGUUCAGAAGUGUAUAGUGAUGAUGAUUUACCUAACGAUCCCUCGUCAGCACGAGCUUUAGAUGAAAAAACUAUACAAUGUAAUUGCGGUAAAUGUGGUAAUAUCUUCAUUGCGACUGGUGAACCAGGCCGUUGCUUGUUUGACGUUCCACAACGAUAUUGUAGUGCAGAAACUAAAAUUCCCGACGAUGAAAAAUGCAAGUUUGACCCUGCAUUGCGGUGCUACUGCGGAAGGGAGCAUAUGUUGCUAGAAAGUCCCGCCGAUAAAUUUGCGUGUGAUGUGGAUAGUAAAUGCGACAGAGAUAAAGGUGCCUCUACUAGUCGAAAGGAUGGCGGAAGACACUCUGAUAAUUUUGCCAAAGACGUCGAAACUAGCGGUGGCGAAUUUGACAGCAUUCGCGGUGCUGGCAAUACCAAACUAAAAGCCAUAACAGGGCAAAAAUUACUAAUUAAUCAAAUAUUAGCAACUUGGAUGAAGUUGUUUAUUGUCUGGUCGCGUUCCUGGACGAUGGUGUUGCUGCAGUUUCUGGCCCCCGUUUUGCUCAUUAACUCGACCCUUGCCUUGAUUGCGUAUGCUACUAGAACAUCGGAUAGCAUACAGAACAGGGCAUUAGUACUUACUAAAGGAUUUGCUGAAACUGAAACUCUUCUAAACUACGUUAAUACGGGUCUAAAUACUAUAGGCGCGUCAUCAGGACAAGCUUAUGUAGACAUUUUUAAUAAGGCCGACGUUGCAAAAAUGCGACUUACUGUUGUUAACGAAUCGAUAUCAGACUAUUAUCUUGAGAGAGCCAGUAAUCCUUUAACUUUGGGACAUCUGCGGAACCAAUUACUUAUUGGGGCAACAUAUGAAGAUAACCAAGCUGUAGCUUGGUAUAGCAAUUUCGGUCACCACGAUUCGCCAAUCUCCUUAGCCUAUGUCCAUGCCGCAAUAUUGCGGGGUUUGUGUGAACAAUGUAAGAUGACUGUGUACAACUAUCCACUUCACGCCCGGUACUCUCAUAAGAGUAAUUCACAAAUGAUAUUGCAAUUGCUAGCGUCGAUGCUUGCAAAUGGAAUUGGUAAUAGUGUUGGUAUUGUAAGCGCCAUGUUCGUCGUGUUUUACAUCAAAGUGACUCGAACCAUGCUUGCUCCAACUUGCAAAGCAAUCCAUAAACUUCUAGGCCACGACGGCUUUACCACAGCUGGUUGA